UGUGUGCACCUUGAAAGCGCGUAAUGCUUUACAGAACAUUUCCAUCUUAGCCACCUCGAAGAUAUUUUAUGAAUCAUUUUAUUGGAAAUUGUGCAUAUAUAUUUGUAUAGAAAUAAGUAUAAAAGAAUUAUUAGUAAGAUUUUUUUCAUUAAUUUUACAUAUCGUUUACUCUUUGUCUUAAUCAUCAUUUGAGUUGAAAGUUUUGUUUGCAACAUAUCCGAGACGUAUUUCCUGAUCAGUCCUUGUCUCAUCUUUUGAUGCGAAUACAAUGUCCUGGGAGGUACCAUGACCAAUGUUUUCUUUCUACUAAAAGUUUCACUAAUGCAUUUCACAAGUUAACUAAUACUUGUUACAUUAUAAGAAUGGAUAGCCUUUUUACGCAAAAUAUAUGCGAUGAUUUAGAAGAUAUACCCCAAACAGAUCAACCUGUUUGGAUUCUUGGAAAGAAGUAUCAUGCUUUAACAGAAUUAGAAGCAAUACGUAAAGAUAUCUUAUCUAAGUUAUGGUUUAGUUACCGUAGAGGUUUUAUUCCCAUUGGUGGUUAUAAUUCCACAUUUACAACUGACAAAGGAUGGGGCUGCAUGUUAAGAUGUGGACAAAUGGUUCUUGGUCAAGCUUUAGUCUUUUUACAUUUAGGCAGAGAUUGGCGUUGGACACCAGAAACAAAAAAUACAACGUACCUGGAAAUAUUGAAACGCUUUGAAGAUAAGAGAGCUGCUCCUUUCUCCAUUCAUCAAAUAGCGUUAAUGGGAGCAUCAGAAGGAAAAGAAGUCGGACAAUGGUUUGGUCCAAAUACCAUUGCACAAGUAUUAAAAAAAUUGGUUGUGUAUGAUGAAUGGAGCUCUAUUACAAUACAUGUAGCUUUGGAUAAUGCUUUAAUAGUUAAUGAUAUCUUAAGACAAUGUAGAGUGGAAGGAGGUACAACGGUUGAAGUAGAUGGUAAAGAACCAUUGAAAGCACCGAGCCAGUGGAAGCCUUUAUUAUUAUUAAUACCACUUCGUCUUGGUUUGAAUGAAAUUAAUCCUGUUUACCUCAAUGGACUUAAAACUUCAUUCAAGAUCCCACAAUCUCUAGGAGUAAUCGGUGGAAAACCAAAUCUUGCUUUGUAUUUUAUUGGUUGUGUUGGAGAUGAAGUGAUUUAUUUGGAUCCACAUACGACACAGCGUUCAGCUAGUGUCGAUAAUGAGAGAGAAAUAGAUCUCACAUACCACUGCAAGUCUGCUAGUCGUAUUUCUAUUACAGACAUUGAUCCCUCUGUAGCACUUUGCUUUUUUUGCGCUACAGAAAAGGAUUUUAAAUCUAUGUGUAAAACUAUGCAAGAUGAAUUAUUAGAGCCUGAAAAACAACCAUUAUUCGAAUUAUCUUCAGAGAGACUAGUUAAUUGGUCACCUGCUGAAGAUGUUGUAUCUGAGGCAAUAGGAGCUACUAAUUUUUUAGAUUUUGAACAUAUAGAACGUCAGUAUGAUACAUCCGAUGAAGACUUUGAGUUACUUGGUUGACACUUAAUAUACGAAACAAGUAAUCGACUUAAAAGAUUUAACUUUUUUUCCUAUAAAAAAAUUUAUAUAUUAUUUUCUGUGUGGAUUUCAACAUAAGAGUUUACUAUUAUUUUAUUAUUAUUAUUUGAUUUAAAGGAUUUGAAACUAAAUAUGUCCUUCUAUUACAUGUGAAGACAAUUAUAAAAAAAUUUAAUCUUUACAAAUUUAAUAAUAUUUCUCAUAUAUAAAUAUGUCAUACAUGAAACAUAUAGAAGUGUAAACUACACACAGAAUGAAAAUGGAGAUACUAUAACUAUUCAAUCAUUAUAUUUACAUAAAUCUCUUUAUAGUGCAAAGUCAAAAUGUUGAAUUAUAAUAUCUCUUACAAGAAAAUAAUAUAUUUGUCACACAGAUUCUUCGGAAACAUUAGCAAAACAUUUCUUAUCAGUUUUAUAUUUAAAUAAUAUUGUAGAACUGAUAUACAUAUAUAUAUAUAUAUAUAUAUAUAUAUAUGUAUGUAUGUAUGUAUGUAUGUAUGUAUGUAUGUAUGUAUGUAUGUAUGUAUAUAUACACAUACAUAGUACAUCAAAUAUAAAUAUUGACUAAGAAAAUGUUUUUUAUAAGAAACUAAAUAGAAAACAAUUUAUCAUCUUAUUACUUGAUAAAUAUAAUUACACAAUUUAUAAAAAUUGUGGUAUUUGUAAACUAUUCUUAAAAAGUAUAUUCUUGAAUAUCUUGAAAAAAAUGAAAAAGAAAAAAUAUACCACCAUGUUUUUCAAAAUACAAUGCUUUAUAUAGAAAAUAUAUAUUGAAUACAUAAUGAUAUUUUAUUCUGCUCAUUUUUAUUGGAUACAUUUUUAGGCACGACCAUCACACACACACACGCUGGCGUGACAUAUAUUGUUUUUCAAUAAAAUUAUAAAUAUUACAGGAAAAGCAAGCGAGAUAAAUGAAAUUAGAAUUUUUUGCUUAUACAUUUUGUGAAUACAUUUUAAAAAAUAUAAUGCUUCAUAAAUAUCUUCAACACAGAGAAGGAUUCACAAUGUUCAACUAAAUUUGUAUAGAAUUUUCAAAUAUUAUCUCGCAUAAUUAAUUAUGUACAAUGUUUUCAUAUAUGUACGUAUAUUAUAAAGUAAAUUUUAUAUAUCGUCAUUUUUAUUAAUAUGUUAACAAAAUAAGUAUUAAGAUAUUACAUUAUUAUUCUAUUGUUGGUAUUACAUUUCUUUAACACGUAAGUUUAAAUAAUUGCUUAUAUCAAAUCAUAUAUACAUACUUACAUGUAUGAAUCGCGCUGCUUAUACAUUUAGAAAGUUCAUCCGAUAUAUUUGAUAAAAAAAUAACUAUUCUUCUCAUUAAAAUUUUAUCAUAUAUUCUCAUAAAUUUAUUAAUUCGACAUAUAUUAUAUAACAAUUCUGAUAGACAAAAGUGAUAGUUCAACUUAAAAUGACAGAUAGAUGUUAAAGUUACUUUGAUACAUAGCGCGCAUAUUCGUAUUAAAAAUUUUUGCAUUUAAAAUAAAUACAAUGUAUGUGGCUUUCAUUAAAAAUAUUUGGAAGAAAUAUAUUUUGUCACGUGUUGUUAAAAAUUUUAUUUUAUUUAAAAAUGAUUAAUAUCUUAAAUAACUUUUUUAUUAUACGUAUUUAAUGUUUUUGGUACAUAUGUGUGUAUACAUAUAUACAUACAUAUACAUAUAUAUGUAUAUAUGUAUGUAUGUAUGAAAAAAUUUAACAUCUUAAAUGUGUUAUAUCAAAAUCUUAAAGCAUUUAACGUCAGAUUGACGGGAUAAAUACUUUUAUAAUUAACAAAGUGCAGCUUUCACAUUUAUCACAUAAAAUGGAUUCAAAAAAAAAAAUAAUUUCCAUAUGUUGUUUUUUCUUUUCUUUUUUUUUUAAAGUAACCAAAAA
Messenger RNA from Vespula vulgaris, 3382 nucleotides. RefSeq names its product cysteine protease ATG4B (gene Atg4a). Lineage: Eukaryota; Metazoa; Arthropoda; Insecta; Hymenoptera; Vespidae. Gene Ontology annotation, molecular function: protein-phosphatidylethanolamide deconjugating activity. The transcript is spliced from 11 exons. Bases 258 to 1499 code for a protein of 413 amino acids. The record is from RefSeq and is a predicted model, not a curated record.